This is a messenger RNA of Patella vulgata (common limpet), 1576 nucleotides long. RefSeq lists its product as uncharacterized. The transcript has 10 exons. The record is from RefSeq and is a predicted model, not a curated record. Lineage: Eukaryota; Metazoa; Mollusca; Gastropoda; Patellidae. Bases 120 to 1211 code for a protein of 363 amino acids.
AGCUACCAACUUGGUCAUUAUUAUUGGACGAUUACAAACUGUUUCGGUCAUUAAGCGAUUGGCGUUCUUGUCAACUAGAUCUGUAAAUAUUAGAAUAUUAUUUACGAUAAAGAGUCAAGAUGAAGAAUAUAUUAAUAAUGUUUGUGUUUAUUGGUGUGAUGACAAAGCUGGCACUCGUUUCUGCAAUAUGUUCCAGCUCUACAAGUUAUUCUUGCACCCGAUAUACGACAGCAUUAGCUCGAUUAACCAGCCCAACAAUUGACGACAUAUGCACGGCUAUAAAGAAUGUACGAGCUUGUUUUACAAACAACAAUUGUGAUCUGGCUUUAAGUUUAUUUAACGAUAAUAUUAAAGUUGUUCUUGAUAGGGCACAGAUAUCUUGUUCUGGUACCAGCGGGAGUUUUAUAACGACCCUUGCCCCACCAAUCAAUAUGACAGAUAUAACUACCCACAUGGUGACUGGAGCGCCAUCAUGUGAUGCUAUAGAAAUUCAAGCAUGUAAUAGAUAUACAGAUGAGUUGAAGUCAAUAAUCAGACCUACCAAAGAACAAAUCUGUGGUACCGUUACAAAGGUGAGAAACUGUCUGGAAGGUUGUGACUUGGCUUUAAGCCUCUUUAACAGCUACAUGGACAAGGCUUUUAGAUCAUGGGGUUUCACAUGUGAGUCAAGCUCGGUGACAACACCCACACCCAAUACUGGUUACUGUAAUGAUCUAGAAAUUAAAUCUUGUUAUAGAUAUGAUGACGAAUUGCUUAAAAUAGCCAACCCUACAUUGGCGCAAAAUUGCUCGACGGCUUUUAAAAUAGAGAAUUGUUUGAAGGGUUGUGAUGAGGCCCUCGGGAAGUUUAAAGCCCGGAUGCAGAAGAUGUUUGCUGACAAUGGUGGUGGCGUCUCUUGUGAUCAAGUUUCCAGGACAGAUAUCGAUAAGCUUGAUUCGUGCUCGGCACAAGAAAUUGGAUCUUGUACCAGUAUUUUAAAAAAAAUAAGUAAACCAACUGCAGGUCAAAUCUGCUCAUCCAUGCCUAAGGUAAAGAAUUGUUUGGGUAACAAAGGUUGUAAUGUAGCUCUGAAUUUAUUUAAAGAAAAUACCGGUGAAUUACUUGCUAAGUACAAUGUUAUUUGUGGCUGUUCCAAACUUAACAGUCCCGGUUUGUGUUUUAUUCUACUUAUGACGGUUCUCUGUAUGGCUAAACAUUAUUUCCAACAGUAACAUUUCUUUACUCAUCAAUAAAUAAGUUUAUUUCUGGGCGACGGGUUCUCUCGUCUUCAUUAACCAACUUGUAUUCCAUAUAACUGUGUCAUAUGUUAUUCUAUCAGUUAGUAAAUGCAGUUUAAACAAUUCAAAUGUAUAUAUCUGUUCUUUUGGACCACCAUUUCCAAUAUUUAAUUUAUUAGCUUAGUUUUCUUGAAACCAUUACCAAACAUCAGAUGUAUUUUUAUAAAUAUUGUGAUACAUAUUUUUAUUAUUGAAUUAUUAUUAACUUGUAACAUGAUCAUAAUAAGGUGUGAUUAUUUAAUAUUUAGACGAUUCAAUUCUAUUUUUUGUAAAAUAAAAAUAAAAAUGUUCCUUUUUUA